AUGAGUGCCGUCCACGGGGGAGAGGCUCUUGCUGGCCUGCCAACCGUGUCCGUCACCCUGGACUUCAGCCUGCACGGGAGCCUGAUGGCCUGGCCGCUCGGCCACAAUGCGACUCUGAACCGCAGCUUGCCCAUCCCUGACCCCCGGAAUGCCUCCGGGGGGGCAGAGGUCUCGCGGACGUCCAUCCAAGAGAAGAACUGGCCGGCCCUCCUCAUCCUGAUCAUCAUCCUGCUGACCAUUGGAGGCAACAUCCUGGUCAUCAUGGCCGUCUCCCUGGAGAAGAAGCUCCAAAACGCCACCAACUAUUUCCUCAUGUCCUUGGCAGUGGCGGACAUGUUGGUGGGCAUCCUCGUCAUGCCGGUCUCCCUCAUCACCAUUCUCUACGAUUAUGCUUGGCCCUUGCCUGAACAAUUGUGCCCCAUCUGGAUUUCCCUAGACGUGCUUUUUUCCACUGCCUCCAUCAUGCAUCUCUGCGCCAUCUCUCUCGACCGAUACGUCGCCAUCCGUAACCCCAUCGAGCACAGCCGGUUUAACUCGCACACCAAGGCAAUCAUGAAAAUUGCAGCUGUGUGGACUAUCUCAAUAGGGAUCUCCUUGCCCAUCCCGGUCAUCGGCCUGCAGGACGCGUCCCGGGUGUUUGUGAACGGCAGCUGUGUCCUCAACGACGAGAACUUCGUCCUGGUGGGCUCCUUCGUGGCGUUCUUCAUCCCCCUCGUCAUCAUGGUCUUCGCCUACUGCCUGACCGUCCGGGUCCUGCAGAAGCAGGCCUCCGUGUUCCUCUAUGGGGAGGCGCCCAGGCAGCGGCGGAGCAGCACGGGCUGCGCCAAGAAGGAGAGCAACGCGGAGAACCUCUCCAUGCUGCAGAACCACGAGGCCGCCUCCCACCUGAACUCGCCCAUGAACAAGGAGGGGGUGCUGUUCCGCAAGGGCACCAUGCAGUCCAUCAACAACGAGCGGAGGGCCUCCAAGGUCUUGGGAAUCGUCUUCUUUCUGUUCCUCAUCAUGUGGUGCCCAUUCUUCAUCACGAACAUCAUGUCUGUCCUCUGCAAGGAAGCCUGCGAUGCGGCCCUGCUUGGAGAGCUGCUGGACGUCUUUGUCUGGGUGGGCUACAUCUGCUCCGGGGUCAACCCCCUGGUGUAUACACUCUUCAACAAAAUCUACCGCAGGGCUUUCUCUAACUACAUCCGCUGCCGCUACAACGGUGGCAAGAAGUCUGCGCAGCGGCAGAACCAGUGUCCGAACGUCUCGUCGACGGCUCUGUGUGGGAAAGACCUCAAUUUGAACAGUUACCGCAACGGCAGCGAGCUCAACAGCAUGGAGCUCGAUGAGACCGAAGAUGCCUUGGAGAUGCACGUGGGGACCUCCGAGCUCUCAAUAAACAGCUGCAGUCGUGAGAAAACGAGCAGCGUGUGA
Molecule: messenger RNA, 1413 nt
Organism: Varanus komodoensis (Komodo dragon)
Lineage: Eukaryota; Metazoa; Chordata; Lepidosauria; Squamata; Varanidae
Gene: HTR2C
Product: 5-hydroxytryptamine receptor 2C
Exons: 3
Coding region: 1-1413 (470 amino acids)
Biological process (GO): chemical synaptic transmission; G protein-coupled receptor signaling pathway, coupled to cyclic nucleotide second messenger
Cellular component (GO): dendrite; plasma membrane
Molecular function (GO): neurotransmitter receptor activity; G protein-coupled serotonin receptor activity
Source: RefSeq, a predicted model, not a curated record